AUUGACGUCUCCCCUGGGCUCGUCCCCUCACCCCCACCCCACGGCCAUGUUUGGUUUCUCUUGUACCGUGUCCAGCCGGAGUCCGGAGAGCAGCUGGAGGCCCAGAUGGACUGCGGCCUGGUGAAGGGCCACGCCUACGGGGUGACAGAUGUCCGCAAGGUCCGUGUUGGCCAAGGGCUCAUGGCCUUCUUCAAGCAGGAGAAACUCUACAUGAUCCGGAUGCGGAACCCGUGGGGCAGCACCGAAUGGAACGGCCCAUGGAGCGACGGGUCUGAAGAGUGGCAGAAAAUCAGCAAGGCGGAGAGGGAGAAGAUAGGAGUAACUGUCCGUGAUGACGGAGAGUUCUGGUAAGGUUUCUCAUACCCCCUUCAUCGAUAGGCCCCUCUGACCUGAGCUCUCCCCUCCCCCUUCCAACUCUGGCCUCUUCUGCAAUCCCACCCUUUGCGUCCUCCCAUUCCCAUCGCCGCUGGGGG
Chiloscyllium plagiosum (whitespotted bambooshark) is the source of this 473-nucleotide messenger RNA. The record is from RefSeq and is a predicted model, not a curated record. NCBI's taxonomy places the organism in Eukaryota, Metazoa, Chordata, Chondrichthyes, Orectolobiformes, Hemiscylliidae.